Messenger RNA from Brassica rapa (field mustard), 1197 nucleotides. RefSeq lists its product as uncharacterized. The record is from RefSeq and is a predicted model, not a curated record. Lineage: Eukaryota; Viridiplantae; Streptophyta; Magnoliopsida; Brassicales; Brassicaceae. Gene Ontology annotation, molecular function: fatty acyl-CoA hydrolase activity.
UAUAAAUGGUAAUUAAUAAUAACUAAUCUAUACUAUUAUAUUCAACGGAGUUUUAUCCUCAAUUCGCAUAGAAGAUCGAAACAUGGAAGACUCAACGAUCCUAAACACCACAACGUAUCUAGAAGCGUUGGCGCAAGGAAACGGUUUAAGCGAGAUAGAGGUCUUAAUCUUACAAGGCUUAGAACUCAUCCAUGUCGGAAAAGGAAUCAUACGAUGUAAACUACUCGUCACGGAUCGCGUCGCGGGAGAUGAUGGAACUUGGCACGCCGGAGCUAUUACGGCGGUGAUGGAUGCGAUCGGUGCUGCUUCUGUCUACUCCACCGGCGACGGACUCCAUUCUUCUGUUGAUCUCAACGCUUCGUUUUAUUCAGCGGCCAAGAUUCAUGAAAAAGUAGAGGUAGAAGCAAGAGUGAAGGGGACCAAUGGAAGGUUAAAAUCAUCUAUGAUUGAGAUUAGAAGAGAGAGAGAUGGAGAACUCAUAGCCACAGGAAGGUUGUGGAUGGCUCCACUUGUACUCAAAGCCAAACACACUGGUUCUUCUAAUCUUAUGGAUGACUCACUAUCAGAAUUCACACACAACUUGCCAGAGAAGUCAGAAGGCCACCACAACCACAAGUUUCAUUUAUUGGACAGCAAUUUCAGGGUGGCACAUGCAACAUGUGGGAAAUUUUGACUCUUUACGGAAAGAGGCUUCUUCUACAAAAGCAUAAUCAUAGCUCUUAAAAUAGAAAGUUUACUGAACAUAUAUAUAUAUAUAUAUAACCUUAAUGUUGUAUACUUCAACAAAUAAACAGCUAUUAGUGAUUCAGGAAAUGAUACUAAAUAUAAAAUAUUCCCUGAAAUUUACCAGCUGUUACAAACAAAUUACCCUACCGAGAGUUUUAAUAAAUAAAGAAUUACUUUUAGAAAAACCUCGUACCAUUUAAUUCCAAGAACCUUAAUUAUAUGAUUGUUAGAUUUUAUUGAAUUGUCGACGCAAAGUAAAGUCCAAUUAUUGGUUUACAUCUUUCACCCAAAUCAAUCUAAACCGAAAAUCCCGGUUUGUGAUUUCCAAAUUUACUAUAAAAACAAUAACCUGAAAUCCCCUCAGUACUAUUGACAAGAAACACGUAAAAACAAACCUUUUACAAACCCGAAGGAGAAGAUGUAAAUUAAUGUAAAUCAAACCGGAAAACAGAUCGGAUUAAACCGGAAAAU